GAAAUAAAUAGAAUCAGUGCUUGUAAUUAAUAAAUACUGUCGUGUCAUUAAUUUUUAUUUUUAUCAUAUUCUCUUUUCUCGAGAAAAGUUCUAUUUUCUUUCAAUUCAUUAUACAGUGUUUUUAAAAGGAAUUUGAGAAAAUGUUUAAUUGAAAGCAUUGUGAAAUCAGAUCAUGACUAAAGUAAAUAAAGCGUGGGGGAAUGUCAUGGACAUUUCACUCUUGUCACCACACGCUUAUGAUCAUGUAAAAAGCUAAUAAGUGACACAGAAACUUUCAUUUUUACGAGUAGAGAGAAUGUCUGGACACGAGAAAGAAAUAAAAAUGACUCAAAAUAAGGGAAAUCAGAUGGUGCAAUUCCUUGCUGGUAUUGGUGCUUGCAACUUGAUGGUAGCGUGCGGAUCAUACCAGGCUUGGUCAUCACCAUCAUUACCCCACUUAACCAGCAAGGAAUCACCAUUUCCUGUAACUGACGACCAAGGUACUUGGAUUGUAACUUUAUUUCUCAUUGGCGACUUCCUCGGCAGCUUAUUCAACCCCCUCCUAAUCGACCGAAUAGGCCGCAAGUACACUCUACUGAUCUCAUCUCUUCUACUGCUAAUUGGUUGGCUCCUGAUAGUGCUGGCCGAGAACUACAUUUGGUUAUAUCUGGCAAGAUUUAUCGGUGGUGUCGGUCAAGGCAGUAUCUUUAAUUCUUUAGUGAUUUAUUUAGCGGAAAUAUCAGAGAAACAGAUCAGAGGAACCUUGAUUAACAUCAUGCGGGUAGGAAAGUACGUUGGUAUAUUUAUCUCAUCAUCGAUUGCCGCAUACUUACCGUACAGUAUCUUAAAUUUAUCCUCUAUUAUAUUGACUGUAAUUGUAGUUGUGAUUGUUCUUCUCCUACCCGAAACGCCGUAUUAUUAUUUAAUGAAAGGCGAAGACGAGAAAGCGAUCAAGUAUCUCAUGUUGUUGCGGGGUCUUUCGUCGCCGGAAAGUUUGCAUUUGGAGAUAAAGAAUAUGAAAAUGACAAUAGUGGAGGAUCAGAAGAAUAAUGGAUCGGGUUUUCGGGAAUUGUUUGUGAAAAAUUAUAAUAGAAAGGGACUGAUGAUUUUGACUUGUUUGAAAGUUACGCAAUUGUUGACUGGGUACGGGGCCAUUAUCUACUAUGCUCAAGAGAUACUCAGCCUCAGUGGUUCGACAAUUGAGGCUGGAGUGGGUGUGAUGAUUGUUACGGGAAUUCAGUUAUUAGCCAGUUUAGCAGCUAUUGUUGUGAUUGAUCGGAUUGAUAGACGGAAAUUACUUUUGUCCUCGGGCAUAGUGGAUGCUGUUUCUUUAACUAUUGUUGGACUUUUUUUCUUCUUGCAGACAUAUAAUCCCGAAUAUGCUACCUACAUUACUUGGCUACCACUUUUCGGUCUUGUUUUGUACCAAGUUGCCUUUGCCCUAGGUAUUGGAAUCAUACCCUACGUUCUUUUGGGCGAAUUAUUCUCGAUAAACGUCAAAGGCGCUGCGGUAGCCUCAGCUUUAGUUAUCGGAUCUGUUUUUAAUUUUGCCACAUCAGCUGGUUUUAAGAUUUUGAAUAAUGCGAUUGGAAUUUAUGCGACUUUUUGGUUGUUUGCGAUUAUUGCCAUUGUUGGUUCGGUUGUUACUUUUUGCAUCACGCCCGAAACUAGGGGUAUGACUUUGGAGGAAAUUCAGGCGAUGCAGAAUCCGAGGAUGAAAGUGACAUUGGAGAAAGGGAAAAAAGUUAAUUUAUUAGCGUAGGGAAGUAGAUAAUUUUCAAUUUUUAGAAAUUUAGUGCCGAACUGUUUGCUGUAUGAUGUGCCAUCGAAUAUGUGUAUAUUUUGAAAUUUUAGCCAAUUGUCUAAUUGUACAUUAACUAUUACAUUCCUGCGUGAUUAGUCGAUAUUUUAUGUAUUAUAGUGACAUUAUUUUUGACAUUCGGAAUCUAUAUGUAAAUUAUUAGAGAAAAAUAUUAUGCAUUGAAUUCAAUUAGCAUAAUUUACAUGUAAUUACUUUAAAAUACUGAUAAGGGAUUCUUGUAACUGAAAUAUACAUUUAUCACUUAAUUAAAA
Molecule: messenger RNA, 2052 nt
Organism: Leptopilina heterotoma
Lineage: Eukaryota; Metazoa; Arthropoda; Insecta; Hymenoptera; Figitidae
Product: facilitated trehalose transporter Tret1-2 homolog
Exons: 3
Coding region: 296-1741 (481 amino acids)
Biological process (GO): transmembrane transport
Cellular component (GO): membrane
Molecular function (GO): transmembrane transporter activity
Source: RefSeq, a predicted model, not a curated record